CAUCUAGGCUCCUCCAAGUAUGCGCGCCCCGCCCUCCCUCCAUUUCUCAUCUCACCACAUCCCUCCCUCUCCCUCCCACACCCCUCCCUCCUCUCUUCCGCCGCCGCAUCAAAGGCCCUUUCCAAGCACCUAUCAAUGAGGCACAGCACAACAGCAGGAGACGAGGAGGAGGACAUGGAGGUGCUGCUGCUCCCCCUUUCACCCUCACCCCAUCCUGUCCUCCGUACUCUCUCGCCCCACCCGCACCUCCACAUUACACGUUCUGUCCGCCAGGCAUCUGGCCAUGCGGUUCCAUCCGACAGCAGGAGACGAGGGGAGGACAUGGAGGUGCUGCUGCUUCCCUUGUCACCUCAUUCCAUCCUCGCCCUCAUCCGCCCUCAACCCCUCCCUCAUGUGACUCGCCAGGCACCUGGCAAUGAGGCACCUGGCAAUGAGGUACAGCACGACAGCAGGGAUGAGGUGGAGGACAUGGAGGUGCUGCUGCCUCCCUUCCUCGUCGCACACCCCACACUCACCACGUUGCACCUGGCCAUGAGGUACAGCACGACAGCAGGGGAUGAGGUGGAGGACAUGGAGGUGCUGCUCCGGGUCGUCAAGAAACACCUCCCAGGCUGUGCGGAGGUGCACGCUUUUCUAGGCUGUGCGGAGGUGCACGCUUUUCUAGGCUGUGCUUUCUCCUCUAUCUGCAUCCCUUCCUUCCACACCCACAGCCGUGCAAGGCGUGUCAGUGGAGCGAUAGCAUCAGAUUAUCAAAGGGAGAGGGUGGAGCAUGUGUGCUCGAGACUGGCCCUCACCCCCCUCGCCUACCUGUGGCAGCGACCACAGAAGGCUCUUCUAGAUAAUAUGAUCGCAUCGGGCAUCCACGCUAUUCUCAUCAAGGUGGCGGCACUGGGCCUAAGACCGGAGAAGCAUCUGGGGAAGCGGUUGGAGGAGAUCCGAGGCACCAUGCAUGCGCUGGCAGGCAAGUUUGGAGUGAACGUGUGUGGGGAGGGUGGAGAGUACGAGACACUCACCCUCGACUGCCCUCUCUUUAAGUGCAGCAAAGCACUGCCUUCCUCUCCCGCUCUUCACGUCCCUGCCGCUCACUCCCUCCCUUCCCAUUUCCCACCAUGCAUACAGCAUGCGCGCAUAGUGGUGGACAGCUCUCACAUCAUCCUGCACUCGCCAGACCCCGUUGCGCCUGUGGGCGUGCUGCGAAUCACAGCCUUCCACGUGGCACGCAAGACCCAGGACGGGGCUGCUGCUGCUCCUGCUGAUGCUGCUGCUGUUCCUGCUGAUGCUGCUGCUGCUGACGUGGCGCUCCCUCCUCCGGUGAUCAUUGAUGCCAAUGACGAGGAUGCUCUUAACGAGGAUGACAAUGGCACUGCAGUGGUGCCAGCAAGGGGAGCAGCAGGCAGGGAUUCAGCAGAGGGAGGAGAGGGAGGCAAAGGAGAUGGAGUGCGGGUGGCAGUGACGACCUGGCCUCGCAUCUCUCCAUCGCCCUCUCCUCCAUCUCCCACACCCUCCGCUCGCUCUCCCUCUCCCUCUCCUGGGCCCACGCCUUCUCUACGUGCACCUCUACCGCGCUCACACGGCGCACCUUUCCCUUCAUCAGACUCUAAAACCGUCUACCCGAUUCUUAUCCUCUGUCCCGUCUGCCCUCUCCCCCAUCUCCCCCAUCUCCCCCUUUUCCCCCACCUUCCCUAUCUCCUCCAUUCCCCUCCUCUCCCCCACCCAGAUCUGGCCUCCCAUGUCUCCAUCGCCCUCUCCUCCGUCUCCCACACCCUCCGCUCCCUCUCUCUCUCCUGGGCCCACGCCCUCUACGUGCACCUGUACCUCGCUGACAUGGCGCAGUUCGGCGCCGCCAACUCAGCGUACGUGCGCCACAUCACCGAGGCCGAGUGUGUGGACGGCGUGCCGUCGCGGUCCACUGUGGAGCUGCCACUUGGCGCGUCGUCAUUGGGCGGCAGCGGGGGAAGCAGCACGGAAGGUUCUCGGAAGGGAUGCAGUGUUGCAGUUGACGUGUGGCAUGGGGCAGGGGGGCAAGCAGUGUGGGACGAGGAGAAGGAGAAGACGGGGGAGGGAGUGGGCGUGUCCUGCUGGGCGCCCUCCUGCAUCGGCCCCUACAGCCAGUGCACGAGCCACAAGGGAGUGCUGUGGAUGGCGGGUCAGCUGGGUCUUUUGAGUCGACUCAAGGGUCAGCUGGGUCUUUUGAGUCGACUCAAGGGUCAGCUGGGUCUUUUGAGUCGACUCAAGGGUCAGCUGGGUCUUUUGAGUCGACUCAAGGGUCAGCUGGGUCUUUUGAGUCGACUCAAGGGUCAGCUGGGUCUUUUGAGUCGACUCAAGGGUCAGCUGGGUCUUUUGAGUCGACUCAAGGGUCAGCUGGGUCUUUUGAGUCGACUCAAGGGUCAGCUGGGUCUUUUGAGUCGACUCAAGGGUCAGCUGGGUCUAGACCCGCCCGUUAUGGAGCUGGUGGUGGCAGGGGGGGCGAGGAGACAGGCAGAGGAGACAGGCAGAGGAGAGAGGCAGAGGAGAGAGGCAGAGGAGAGAGGCAGAGGAGAGAGGCAGAGGAGAGAGGCAGAGAGAGCGGUGAGAAGCAGCAGCCAUGUAGAGGAGACAGGCAGACAUCUGGGUCUAGACCCGCCCGUUAUGGAGCUAGUGGGGGGGGGGGGGGAAGGGAUUUUGGCGAGGAGACAAGCAGGCAGACAGGGCGCUGAGGAGCUGCGAGCUCAUAGAAUUUCUGCUCACCCUUCCCCAUCUCCCCUCCUCCCCCCCGUCCCCCAGAGCACGAGUUUCAAUGGGGUACUGUGGAUGGCUGAGCAAUUGGGUCUGGACCCGCCAGUCAUGGAGUUGGUGGAGGGAGGGGCGAGGAGACAGGCAUACAGGGCGCUGAGAAGCUUGCACGAGCCACAAGGGAGUGCUGUGGAUGGCGGGGCAGCUGGGUCUACACCCGGCCGUUAUGGAGCUGGUCGGGGGGGGGCGAGGCAGCAGGCAGAGAGGGCGCUGAGAAGCUGCGAGGCUGUUGCUGCUGUGGUGAAGGGGAGAGGGGGGGCUGUUGGGUGGGGGAAGGGCGGGGGCGAGAGUGAGGAGGAGGGGAGUUGGGGGGAAGGGAGUGGAGGGGGAGCGAGUGGCAGGAGAGGAAGUGGGGGAGAGGGGUGGAGGAAAUGGGUUCGGAAGGGGUGUUUGAGUGUUGGGAGGGACUGUAUCGCGAUGACAGUGUAUUUGGCACGGGAUGUGGGUGUUGGGGAGAGAGAGGAGGUGGCACGGGCAGUUGAGGAGGUUUUUGCAGCUGCCCGGAGGAAGAGGAGGGAGAUUUGGGCAGCAGUAGGAAGUGGGACGGGGACAAGUGGGGAGGGGGGCGGAGAAGAGGGAAACGGGGAGAAUGGAGGUGGAGGAGGGAAAGGGGGUUGUGAAGGAAGAGAAGAGGGUAAAGGUGAGGGGGUGUGGGGUGUGGGGCGAUGGUGGGUGGUGGGGCAUGGAGGGAAAGAGGGCAGGGAGGAGAAGGGUGGGGAAGGAGAGGGGAGAGAGGAGGAGGAGGAGGAGGAGGAGGAGCGUGGGGGAGAGGAGGAGGAGAUGGAGGGGGAGGAGAGCGAAGAAGAGCAGGAGUCAGAGGGGGUGAUCGCAGCAGAUCCAUUGCAGGAGCAGGAGGAGUCAGAGGGAGUGAUAGCAGCCGAUCCGCUGCUGGUGGUACCGGGACUGCCUAAAGGCGCUGCUAUCGAGAUUGCUCCUCUCCUUGCCACCCCGUCUCUCUCCUCCUCCUCUGCCACCUCCUCUGCCACCUCCUCUGCCACCUCAGCUGCCCCGUGGCCGAGUUCCCUAACCCCCCUGCACCUCCUGUCCACGUCAGCAUCUUGCCACCUGUCAAACACAGCCGGCCACACGUCAGCUCCAAGGAAUCAGCUGGCAGGGAUGAGCUUGGGCGAAGCAAAGGAAGGGCUCGAGUCAGCAGAGGAAGACAAAAAGACAGGGGCAAAUGAGGUUGACAGAGCUGUGGGUGAUGCGGCAGACGCAGACAGGCAGAGAGGGGCAGAGGUCACAGAGAGUGUGGCAGAGGUCACAGAGAGUGUGGCAGAGGAGGCAGCCGGGAGGAGAGAGGGAGACGAGGGGGCGAUGCAGAGGAGAGUGGCAGAGGGGGGAGUGGCAGUGGGGGAAGGGGCGGAGGGGGUGAGCAUUGCCGGGCGGGGCAUGGCAGCAGCAGGGGCGUUCUGUCGCGUGCACCUGUGGGUGGAACAGGCUAGGGGGGCGCAGAGGGGAGGGUGUGAUACCAACCUCUCUGUUGCUCCCUGUGCGGGGGGGACAGGGCGCCCUGGUGACAGAGCAGGGAGUGAAGCUGGAGGGGAAGGGGAGGGCAUGGAGUCAUGUGCUGAUGGCAGCUUAGUGGAUGGGGUUGCUGGUGAAUGUGUCCGAGUGCUAUCAGAUGCCCUCCACGUGGCACGACUUGAUUGGCCCGAUGUUGCGGACCCAGAUCUCCAGUCUCCUCUCCAACAAGUGACUGCCCUUGCCCUCAUGCGUUUGAUCAACUCCCCGCUCUUUUCCCGGAGGCCAAUCCCCAUUCCUGCCCUGUCACUCGCCCUCAAGACUCAUCUUUCCAAGUCCUUGCACAACCGAGCGCAGUCCCUACCCUCCCAUGAAUCACCUGCUUCAAGCCACCAGCAUGGCCCUUCUGCUACUGCUACUGCUGCUGCUGCUGUGCCUUGCCCAAUAGUGGUGCCAGUGGCAGCAGUGGGGCCCACAGCUGCUGCUGAUGCUCUCCUGGCAGUGGAAAUGACAGCUUUUGGGGCAUGA
Molecule: messenger RNA, 4764 nt
Organism: Closterium sp. NIES-65
Lineage: Eukaryota; Viridiplantae; Streptophyta; Zygnematophyceae; Desmidiales; Closteriaceae
Source: the annotation of a GenBank genome assembly